AUGUUUGAGAUCCACAUGAGUUCGUUUGGAAGCUGCCUUGGAGGGCAAUAUAAUUGUACAGUCUGCUUGGCGUCAGCCACAGAGAGAAUGCCCACCAUCCAGAGUGACCUCAGCCAAGGGAUAUUCAAAUUUCUUCACUCGAGUUAUGACAGAGUGGGACUGUGCGGAAAAGUGCCGACGCUCGGCCAUAUACUCUAA
Molecule: messenger RNA, 198 nt
Organism: Pochonia chlamydosporia 170
Lineage: Eukaryota; Fungi; Ascomycota; Sordariomycetes; Hypocreales; Clavicipitaceae
Exons: 1
Coding region: 1-198 (65 amino acids)
Source: RefSeq, a predicted model, not a curated record